Molecule: messenger RNA, 1417 nt
Organism: Paramacrobiotus metropolitanus
Lineage: Eukaryota; Metazoa; Tardigrada; Eutardigrada; Parachela; Macrobiotidae
Product: THAP domain-containing protein 6-like
Exons: 3
Coding region: 245-1174 (309 amino acids)
Molecular function (GO): sequence-specific DNA binding
Source: RefSeq, a predicted model, not a curated record
UGCGGACUGGCACGCGUUGAAGAAUGCUGUUUUUUUUGCUUGAUUUAAUCGUCAUUUGAACUCAUUUCGUUUCGGAUUUGCAACUGUGGAGGAAUAUUUUGAAUGGUUAUGAAACUGCGGGAGUAUUGUUGUGUAAUUACAUUAUCUGAUUAAUUUUUAUGUGAAGAGUGGGAAUUUAAAGUGCCUGGUGCAGCAGCUCUCUGGAAAACUGUAAUUGUCGAUCUGCUGUCGGACUCAGUUCUUCAUGAUGCCAUCGCAGUGUGUUGGCUGGAACUGUCCCACACGUCGCAAAGGCGACGAAACCGACGAUCCCACCGUCACAUUCCACUCUUUCCCGCUGACCAAACCCGACUUAUUAGCCCAAUGGCUGCAGAACAUGGGGGAGGCCAAUUGGAAGCCGCAGCGCAGCAGCGUCCUGUGCAGUCGCCACUUUGAUCGCAACUGUUUCCUGCAGAACUACGCCGUGCCGCGGCUGAAGCAGGGCGCCAUCCCCACCUUCUUCGAGAAGCGGCCCAACGCGCACCUCACCGUGGAUCUGGACCAGCGGACGGCCCAUGAGAACCUGAUGGUGGGGGGCAGCGGGGGGCAGGGCGGGGUGCCGGUGGGGCGGCGCCGCAAGGUGCUCAAGCGCUACGAUCCGCAGGAGGAGAUCGACAAUCUCAAGCAGAUGCUGGACGAUGAGCGGGUGAAACGGCGCGAGCUGGAGCAGGAGCUGUUUAAGUUGCGGCAGGAGCGAUCGGAGAUGGCCUCCAAAAUGAGUAAGCUGGAAGCAGCCAAAUGUCGGCCGAAUAUUCCUCAGAGUCUGAUUCCUAUUCUGGUUGAUGCAAUGACACGCGGUGUCGAUCCUCUGAAGAAGCCGGAACCGGCUCGCACGACGCCAGCCACCAAACGCACCGCUCCGCAGUCCGCUCCCGCCAGGGCUCCCGCGACGCGCACCGCCGCGGCGGCGCGUGCGGCUGCCGCCGCCAAGACAACCACACCCACCACGACGGCCGGCAGUCCCAGCAAGGUGGUCCUGCAGAUCCCCGACAGCGCCAGCAAGUCCGUGCAGUUCACCGUGCCCGUCAGCGGAGCGGCCAGCGCCACUGCCAGUGAGGCAGCGAAAACGGGGGAAGCGGCGGCGGAACCGGAUAUCGUGGAGAUUCCGGUGGAAAAGGAAACCGCCGCCACAUAAACGCCGUGGAUUAUUGAUUUCUGUCUGUUUUGUUGUGGUAUAUCCUGGUAUUGUAUUGUUACGAGACUUCUGCGGUUCCCUCUAUUAAUCAUUUAAACUCGUUCUUUAUUUUGAAAUGCGUAUCUUCUGUUGUUGUUGUGUACCGGAUUAAUGUUAUCUGGUUUUCUUAUGGAUUAACAUCUCGUGCCUACUGUUUUCUCACAAUAUAUGUAUAUGAUAAGACUUAAUGGUUAUUAAAGUUAU